AUGAACGAGUUCUGUCUGCUAUUCUUCUGGUUUUCCAUAUUUUCGUUGUUCUUUUCAUAUUGUAAUUCAGCCAUUGUUACUACUUCUUUUGGUCAAUUGGAUGGAGAUGAUGUUGGAGAAUUUCUAUUGUUCAAACGAAUUCCAUUCGCCAAACCACCAGUUGGAAAAUUGAGAUUUCAAAAACCAAAAGCUCCUGAAAAAUGGGAAGGUUUAAGAAACGCAAAAGAAUAUGGUCCAGCAUGUAUGUCAAACUCUACAACAUCAACAAGCCCACAAAAAUGGGUUGAUGAAGAUUGUCUUCAUGUGAAUGUAUUCACUUCAAAGAAAUGUUUGAAAUCUAAAGAUUGUGCUGUUGUAACCUACUUACAUGGUGGAGGUCUUCUUUAUGAUUCCGCCGUUAUGUUUAAUGAUACUUAUCUUUUGGGAACUUUUGUUAAUCAAGAUGUAAUACUUGUGAUUCCGGCUUUCCGUCUUGGAAUCUUUUCUCACUUUGUUGUUCGUGAUCAAUCCAUUGCUCCAAACAAUUUGGCUCUUUAUGAUAUUAUUCAUGCUUUGGAAUUCGUCAAAUCUGAAAUUCGAAACUUUGGAGGAGACAACAAAAAAGUAACAAUAAUGGGGCAUUCUUACGGUGGUUCUCUGACUGCGAUUCUUACAUUCAGCACCAAAAUUAAUACGGAUUUGAGUCUAUUUCAAAGAGCCAUCAGCAUGUCUUCUGGUCAUGAUUUUCAAAAUUUUGAAAUUCAAGAGCAGAAAACCAGAUACUUUGCCGAAUUUGCCAACUGUAUUAUUCCAGAAGAUCUUGGAAUUAAUAUGACUUCGAAUCAGAGAGAUUUGUAUAUGAUGAAAUGUUUACAAAACAAAGACUCACAUGAAUUAUUGAGAUUGCAACGCAAACUAGAAGAAGAAGGGUAUCCCACAUUUGCGUUUGCCAUUCAACGAGAACCACUUUUCCAAGAUGUACCGUAUCAUCAUUUCAUGGAUACCCCGAAACACGUUCCAAUGUUAACUGGAUGCACAGGAUAUGAAAUGGAUCACGCACCAGCUGAUAAGCCAAUAGGAGAAGGUAUUGGAUAUGAAAACCCGAUUGAGGUAUAUGCGAAAUAUCGAAUGGAUUUGAAGAAUGGGAAUUAUGAUUUCUCUAAUCACUCUGAUGAAACUCAAGCUAUUAUGGUUCAAGAAAUUAUCAGAGCUCAACGCUUGCAAUCAAAUGGAGUGCCUGUUUGUCCCAAGGUAUUUCUCUACGAAUACACCUACCCAAAACACGCAAGGCAUACUGAUGAUCUGUUCUAUUUAAUGGGUGUUCAUCGGUUUGAAAAAGACGAGAAUGAAGAGAAGCUGGCGAGAGUUUAUGAGAGAUUCUUCAUGAAUUUUGCAAAGUAUGGAGAACCAGGAGAAGGAUUUGAGAUGGCAAAUGUAGAAAGGAGCUCAUAUUAUGAAGUUUACUGGAAUGAAACAACUGGUGAGAGACCACAAAUGAAGGAUAGAUUUGAGGAGAGGAUAAUCAAUUACUGGCUGAAAGACAUGAUAGAAUACGACAAAAAUGUUACAGCGCUAAAGAAAAAAUCGUUGGAACCAGUGAAACCUGCGCUGAGAUUCUAUAAGCCCACAUCUGAACAAUAUCAAUUAAAAUAUAUGUUCAUCAGUAUUUUUAUAGUUUCCGCUAUAUUUAUGGCCGGUUGUCUGUUCGGAAAAUAUUUCUGUUCAAAUAGCAAAAACAGAAAUCUAUACAUUCAAAUCGAUGGGAGAGACAUUCCAGCUGGAACUGUGAAGAAUUUCUAA
This is a messenger RNA of Caenorhabditis briggsae, 1779 nucleotides long. The transcript has 10 exons. The coding region runs from base 1 to 1779 and encodes 592 amino acids. The record is from RefSeq and is a predicted model, not a curated record. Lineage: Eukaryota; Metazoa; Nematoda; Chromadorea; Rhabditida; Rhabditidae.